AGUAGUGGAGGACAGAGGUGCCUGGCGUGCUCUGGUCCAUGGGGUCACGAAGAGUCGGACACGACUAAACAACAACAACAACAACAUCAUCAUCAGCUGUGUUCUGCUAAGGUGAAACUUCAGUAAGAAAAAUAGAAACUACAAACAACAGUAAUGAACUGAAUCUUUCAUUUCACCACUAGAUGCCAGUAUAACAGCUUUUAGAUAUCUCUUACUUUUCUAGCCAGGUGGUUAGGCUAGGAACUGUGAAAAAGCCAGGUACAGUAUUCUCAAAAGGUCAUUCAACUACCUUAAUGCAUUUGCCCAGAAAUGUAUCUGGACAUUAAAUGUCUUCAGAUGGGGUCUACAGCAGGCCUUCCUAAUUUGUGGCUCUCUAGAUGUUCCUGGACUAGAAGUCUCAUCAUCCUUGAGUCUUGGCCGUGCUGCCUGAGGCUGAUAGCUGUUAAGAGUCCAUAUGGAGUGCCACAGAUUAGCUAUCUGUGAUUUACAGCAAAAAAAGACCCUAACAGGUUGCACUAGCUUUGAAACUGUCCUUGCAAGAUCAGUGGGAUAGAAAUGCUUUGUCUUUAAAUGUUAAACCCUUGCUUUUUUCUAAUAACCAGUUAUAUUUGUCUACCGCUUCUUAAUCUAAGUGUUAAACAGUUAAAAUGUGAUAUUGGAUACAGACAUGUAUUGCAGGUUAAACAUGAAAAUCUUAGCAGCAUGUUGAUCGUUUGUAUUAGAAUUUAACUUGCAGCUUAAUGUAUUUGAGCAUGCAGAUGGUUAUCACAACCCUUACGUUUUCCUGUUCUUAUAUUUUGAGGAUAUAUGUCCUUAAUACAGUUUAGUAUGAUGGGCAAUAUUUGCAAAAUUUAACAUAUCCCUGAUACAUUGAGAAUUCUGGAACUUCAUGGGGAUCCCAGAGUUGAUCGAGGGACAAGAUUUUAAUUAAUGGUGGCCAAAUUCCUAAAUAUACGCUGCAUAAUUUUCUGCAACAUCUAGUGUUUGAUUAACCUUAAAACUGCAAUGAAGAGAAUGAUGAUUGAUAGCACUGUCUCCAUUCAUCAGAGCCAACAAAAUACUUGUUAUUGUGCACCAAAAAUGAUAAUUAACAAGUCAUAAAAUGGGGAAUGGAUUUAUACAUUAAAGGCAAUAAGCACAAAACACAAUAUAACAAUAUUAUUUUCAAAUCACAGCAAACUUUUGAAUUGAGUUAUAAUUUCCAGUACAUGUAACAGGAAAUAAGCUGGAAUGAAAAAGGCUUGCUCAAGAACAAACAAUUACUCCGAACCCAGGUGUUCAAAGCAAAUCCAGCUGAUUUAUCAGUAGUGUCAGAUGGACUCUCUAGUAUGUGCAUGACAGUUGUGCAACUGAGUAACAGCAAUCUUGAUGGCAAAAGAGAUAUUACUACCUGAUGAAAUAAGUUCAUUUAAUUAGUAAUACCAAAAUUUGGUUUGAGUGCUAAAUUCUCUGCAGAAAAUGUAUGAAUGAAGAUUACUGUAAUCUCUGAAAAUAUGUUUUGGGACAAUCUUACACAAAUGUAACCCAUGCUUUGUUAAAACUGCCAGGUUUUUUCUUCUAACCCUAUGCACUUCAGGGAAUUAAAACAGGAAGUGGUCAGUUGCCAUAACUAAUUCAUAUUUUUAAAUAUGGAUCUUCCAAAAUACCGAUGGAUCAUCAUCUUGUUCGGCUUGUAAAGCUGUUUUUGUAUUACUAUAUUAGAAAAUAAUUUUAUAUUCUCAGAGGUGGAAUGAAGAGAAUAUUAAAAGAUGGCCUUUCCUUUUAGCAAUGAGUAGCACCUUUUUGUUAGCUUGUGAGUUGCCUUACAGAACUACCCCUUUCCUUCACAGGCCUGUGAAAUUUUGUGUCACAUUUUAUUUAAAUCAAGUUGUUCAUAGUUUACACUUCUGUAUUUUCCCACAGUGGAUAAAAUGUAAAAGUAUUUUCCUACCUACAUGCUCAAGUGUGAAUCCUGCCAGAGAUAUUUUUUUUAAUGAGAGAGAACCUUGAAUUAUGCUGGAAAUAGAAACCAAAGCUAAGCAUCCAUUGGGGAACACCUAGUUGCCUCAGAAUAACCUAACUAUGUGUGUACAUAAUGUGAUUCUCAUGCAGGAGCACUAGAAAGGAAACACUGUUCAGCUACUUCUGUAUGGCCCAGUGUUGUUUCACUGAAAUAAAACAUUUAUGAGUGUGCUGCAGGGCAGCAAACAAACUUAAAGCCAGCUCAGUUCAUUGAUGAAUUGGCUUUCCGUUUUCUUCUUUUUAUUGCUAGCUUCCUUCUCACCUUUAUGGUCUUCUUCCUCUGCUGUCUUUAAUCACUGUCCUUGUUUUGUGUUUUUCUCAGUUCCCCCCCCCAAAAGUAACUGAAUACAGUACUACAAAAGUCAAAGAAAAAUAUGCUCAUUUGCACAGCUGUAAAAAUAAACCUCCUGAUUACAGCAUGUGUUUUUCUAGGUGUAGAGUUACUUGAACUGGAUAGCCAAAAUAUUUCUUGGCUUGCUUUGUCCAGGAUUGUUAGGAGGGUUUUUGAUUUUUGCUACUUGCAUGGACUAGUGCAUUGCACACUUUGGGAGCUUGCAGCUUAAAAAUAAGUCAGAAAAUUCUUGGACUAACAAUUUCUAUCCCUUCAUUGGAUGUCGGACAAGUGGUGGCAUCUGCAAAGCCAGAAAAGGAAAGGCUUGCCUUAUACAGACAGCUCUGUGCAAUGACACAAUGGCUCCGAUAUAAAGUGUUGCUUGACCUGAGCUUGGAAGGCAAAGGAACAAAGAAACAACAAGUGACAGUUUUUGAGAACCGAAGAAGCAUUGAAGUCCCCUUAUGAUGGAUAAAUUUAAGGCUGCUCUGUUGCUGGCAGGGGUAGGAGACGCUCUGGGCUAUCGGAAUUUCACGCGGGAAAAUAAUGCAUUAGGUGCAAAGAUUCAAGGGGAACUGAAAGAAAUUGGAGGACUCGAGAACCUGGUCCUGUCAUCUGACAAAUGGCCAAUCAGUGAUAAUACUCUUAUGCACAUGGCUACAGCUGAGGCUCUCGUCACAGAUUACUGGUGUUUAGAAGACCUAUAUCGGGAACUUGUAAAACGUUAUGUGGAUGCUAUUGACAAACUUCCUGGGAGACGGUCAGAUCCUGCUACUAUUGAAGGCUGCUCCCAACUGAAGCCAGACAACUAUCUCCUGGCUUGGCACACACCAUUUAAUGAGAAAGGUUCAGGAUUUGGAGCCGCUACAAAGGCCAUGUGCUUAGGGAUGAAAUACUGGAAGCCUGACAGGCUGGAAACUCUCAUCGAAGUGAGCAUUGAAGUUGGAAGAAUGACUCAUAACCACCCUACAGGGUUUUUAGGAUCACUGUGCACAGCUCUGUUUGUUUCAUAUGCAAUACAAGGAAAGCCACUGGUGCAGUGGGGAAGAGAAAUGAUGAAGGUUGUCCCAAUGGCUGAAGAAUACUGCAAGAAGACGAUUCGGCACAUGGCAGAAUAUCAGGAGCAUUGGUUUUACUUUGAAGCAAAAUGGCAAUUUUACUUGGAGGAGAGAGAAAUCAAUGAAGACAACCAGAAUAAACCCAACUUUCCUGACAAUUAUGAUGCUGAGGAAAGAGAAAAGACUUAUAGGAGAUGGAGUUCUGAAGGUCGUGGUGGAAGGAGAGGUCAUGAUGCUCCCAUGAUUGCAUAUGAUGCUCUCUUAGGAUGUGGUAGUGAUUGGACCGAGCUCUGCAACCGGGCAGUGUUCCAUGGCGGUGAGAGUGCAGCAACUGGAACUAUUGCUGGCUGUUUGUAUGGCUUGCUUUAUGGUCUCAACAAGGUUCCUAAAGGCUUGUACCAGGAUUUUGAACAGAGGGAGAAGCUAGAAAACUUGGGAGAGGCUCUCUUCCGACUGUCUUCAGAGGAAAACAGAAGUAAAGGUACAAAGCUGGGCAGUGAUAAGGUGCUGGUUGACCCCAUAGUGCUGAAGAAGAAGCUCAGUAAGAUGUCCACAGAACUAGGUGCAUUUGCUGUCCUCAGCAGCCUUCUACUUUACCUCACAGACCUCCUAUCCAGCCAACCCCAGGUCGAGAGCAAGAAGGCCAAUUGGCUCGAAGGGAUAGAGAACAAGGUGAACUUGAGGCGCGAGUGCCAUAGCGCACAUGGCGGCAUUCGUCCCACCAAAUUCCAGCUUCUGCAAUCGAGGUUCAUGAACAACAACCGCGAGGCCUACAGGAAAAGGUCGAGAGAGGUUGGCAAGCUGGUCGUUAAAGAAAAGCAGAACAGAAACGGGCUAAACUCCAUUGUAAGCAAGCUGGACAAAAGCUCCUCAAAGGAAGGAGAAAGCCCAGAGAUAACACCCCACGAUAAAGUCAAAUGGGUCUGCUCCACUGGGAAAAAUACUGUGAAGAAUAUCCUGAAGAAAUUCUUAGUUGCUGAGGAAAAAGAAGCUAAAGAAAGAGAAAAGCAGGUGGCUCCAAAAAAGAAGACACCAAACGAUAACCUGCCCAAGAUAAUCAACAAAAACUCUGUCUUGUCCAAACUGAAAGAAAAGUUUGAACAAAGCAGUAAUAUCUGUUCAGCCAUUGAGGUGAAAUCUUUGCUGCCAUGCAAAGGCGAGAGAAAGAGCAAAAAGGGCCCAGAGAGAAAAAAGAUUCGCAAACCUGAAAUAAGAGUGCUUGAAAGGAAACUGAGGACAACCACAAUUGUCAAUAGCCCUCAGCCUCAACAGCUGGUAUGCACAACUGUCCCUACACCUAAAUUCUGUGUUGCUACUGAAAUUAGUCACCCUUGGAGUUGGGCUACAAAUGCCAAAUCUGCCACUAAGCCUUCUGAAGUGGGGAGGCCAAAAGACACCCAGAAAGCACCUGGCAUUGGGUCUCAUGACAGCAGGAUACCAGAAAGCAUGGCACAUAAAGGGCAACUAGGAGGACAGUUGCAAAACAAGCAUCAUGAAAUGCCUAAGGUAGUGGCUGACAAAAAGGACAUUGUCGAGAGUAAUGUAAUUCCUACAAGCCCAGGUUCUAAUCAAGACAGUGUUCUUCCUUCACGUGAAAAUAUGUCCCUUGUUGAUUGCAUUCCUCCUUUAUCUAAGGACAGCUUAGAUCACAAAGAGAACAUCAUACCGCCUGUGGAUGACACCUUUUCCAGGUCCAGAGACAAAAAUGCAGCAAAAAUCAUGAGCAGAGAAAACAUACCUACUAACGACCUCCCUUCUAAUCCAGCUGAAGGAGUUCAUGCACAUAGUCACCAGGAAAUGAAAGAGGAUGGGAUUCCUGGCAUACCAGAAGGCAUGUUCAGGCCAAAGGAGACAGAAAUAGAAUUAGCAGAGCCUAUAAAAGAUCCCCCAUUCACCAGCCAAAAAUGUUUCUCUGAAAAGAAAGUGUUGGAAAAUAUUCCACCAUUUCUCUCUCCUGUAGCUCAGGCAUCUUGUAACAGAGAACCUCCAAUAAAGGACCAGCAAUCAAGUGUUGAACCUGCAGCUGUUCACAAAAUGCCUCCGCUUAAGCCAAGUCAAGAUAACGCACAAAGUUUGGGGAGCACGUUUUCUGACACGGUUCAGAACAAAGAAAAGCUGCCUGAUAAAGAGGAACUACCGGUAUUUCCUAGCUUUAACAAAAGCGACCAUGCGGGUAAAGCAAAAAAGGAGGUGCUACAGCCAUCAAGAAGCCAAGGUGAGCCAUCUGAUCAUCAGGCAGAAAGGGAGCAUUUGCCCAAGGAGCCACAAGCACAUCCAAAGCUGAGCCAACAAAAUAACCCUAGCUCAAACAUAUCAAAACAGACUAUAGAUCAAUCACACCAAACUCCUACUUCAAAUAGGAGCCAGAAAGACAACAAUGAUGUAAAAGGAAAUGAUUUUGAAAAAGAGCUUUGCCCUUUGACUGGCGAUUUAGAUAAAUCCAGCUGCGUUAGAGCAGCAGAGAAUACUAGCAAAGCCAAACUGCACUCAGAUAAUGAAAAGACAAAUUCUGAAAACAAGAGCAAAAAUAGUAGCUUGAGCCAUUUGGAUACCUCUCAGAGGCUGCCGGAAGAAUUCAUCAGCCACGAAACUGGCAAUCUGGAAAAUAAUCCUGCACCUCCUUCUCAAAAAUCUCACUCAUCCUCACUGACCCACUCAGCAAAUCCAGAAGGCGAUACUCCUGAAGUCGACAGACCUUGGUGCAGUGUCAGAAACCUCCAAACCCCAACAUCAAAUGCAGUGAAAAAGAAAGAGAGCUGUAUUGUAAGAGAUAAUGCAGCCAGUCCUAAUUCUGAGAAACACCACCUCCCUUCUCCAGCUGAAUUGCUGAAGCCCAAGGGGGCACCUGGGCAAGACAGCAAACCAACAACCAGCAAUUUGUGCAAUGAUUUAAUUAAGAGUGAAAACCAUGCUGUAGAAGUUGAGGGUAUGAGUCCCCAGACCAGGAAGUAUCAACCACCCUCAACAAAGGAGACUAGAAAGCGUGAAAUUAGUCCUGUAGGGGAGGCACGCCCCGCGCACAAUGUGGAGAAGCAGCAGGUGCCCUUAGGAAACAAAGCUGGGAAGCAGGGAAGCAGGAAAGUGAUGGCAGAAGUAAAGCCUGAGAAAAGCGGAUUUCCCUCCCCAAAUGAAACAGCAAAGGAGGGGAACAGUGAAGGAGGAGAAAGAAAUCUACUGAAAGAAGUACAAUGUCUAAUUCCAUCAUCUGUUGACAGAAAGGAGCAAGAUGACAAGGUAACAGAAGAGAAAAACUCUAUAGUGGGAGGUAAGAAGUUGGUGCGUAACUCCAAUAUGCCCCAGAAAUUAAUAAAAAGUGACCUUGCAGAGGGUGGUGGUGAAAGAGCAGGAUCCCGGCAUCUGACCCCACCAAAGCAUAAACCUAGCAGGCCGGGAGUGUUACAUUCCCCAGGUAACUCAAAAUGUCAAGCGCCAUCAAGAGAUCCAGAAAAAGAUGGAACUGUUGCAUCAAAAGAUGAAAACGCUGCAAAACACCAGCUCUCCACACUCAAAGAACCAGUGAAAUGUGAUGAUAAUGCUAACCAAAGAAAUGCCCAGGAUAGCCUUAAGACUAAGAGUGACAAAAUACCAUUAUCUGGCGAGAAAGUGAAACCAGAAAGCAAAUCGGGGAAGACAAAAGAGAACACUAGGAAUUCUGGGCAAAACCAGUUACCUUUGGAAAAUGAACUUCCAAAGAGUAAAAAGGCUGAGCCAAUGAAACCUGCAGCAGAGAAGUCACAGAAUCCAUCUUUAGGUGACUCUAGAAAUGGACUUCCAAAGAGUAAAGAGACUACUGUAAGCAAAUCGGGGAAGACAAAAGAGAACACUAGUCAUUCUGGGCAAAACCAGUUACCUUUAGAAAAUGAACUUCCAAAGAGUAAAAAGGCUGAGCCAAUGAAACCUGGAGCAGAGAAGUCACAGAAACCAUCUCUAGAUGACUCUAGAAAUGAACUUCCAAAGAGUAAAGAGACAACUGUAAGCAAAUUGGGGAAGACAAAAGAGAACACUAGUCAUUCUGGACAAAACCAGUUACCUUUGGAAAAUGAACUUCCAAAGAAUAAAAAGGCCGAGGCGAUGAAACCUGCAACAGAGAAGUCACGGAAACCAUCUUUAGAUGACUCUAGAAAUGAACUUCCAAAGAGUAAAGAGACUACUGUAAGGGAGAGAGGUACUUUGCGUAACCUUAAGGAACAUCAGAUACCAGCACCAAAUGAAUCAAAGACUGAGCCAGUAAAUCUUGCAGCAGGGGAGCCGCAGAAACCAUCCUUGAAUGACUCUAGAAACCAUGAGGAUAUUGCUAAGAAUGAAAAACGGUCUUCAUGGAAUUCUAAGAACCAGCAGCUACCCUUAUCAGAUGUGAAACAGGAGAGCCAUGAAUAUAGCGUCACAGCAGGGAAACAGCAGCAGCAACCACAACCACCAAAGGAUUAUGUCAAGCCUAAAUCUAGUAUAAGAGAUGGAAAGCAUACGCAUCAUAAAUCUGAGAAGUAUCGUCUUCCUGCCUCAGAUGAACUGGGAGUGCAUGAAAAGAACGCUAGUGAAAGGAAGGGUUCCUUGGCUCCACUUUCAAGUCACGAUAGGACCACGCAAAAGAAGGAAACACUAUGUGAGACUGAUACUGGUCCCAAAUUGGGCUCACCGAACAAGACAUGUCCUGCAGAACAGAGAAAACCACAGCGUAGUCCUCCUGGCAAGUACCAAACUCUGUCAGCAAAUGUGCUAUCAGAGCAAGGAAGUGGGGAAUCUCAAAAGCUCGGGGCUGGUGCAAUAAGUCAGAAAGCUAGAUCACUAGCCUUGGAAAAAUACAUAGCAGAAAGCUACAGUGAAGAACUAGUACCUUUGUCUAUUAAACCAAUGGUUGUUCGUGUGAUUGAUACAAUUAAGCUUGAUAACUAAAUGCAGUUCAAAUGACUGGAAUAUAGACCUGAAUUUUUCAUCCUCUGGCCACUGUGAUGGCAUUGAAAUCACACUGAGUUGGCUGUCCAUUGAUCAGUUUUGGAUUUUAGCGGUCAUUAAAAUUGGUGUCACCUGGAACCUCAAGUAUAUUACAUGUCAACCCAGAAUAAUCAGAAGCCAAUGAUUCACGUAUGGUAACUCUUAGAUGUAAUAACUAUGGGAACAAAAGCCAGGUCAAGAUAUGUGGCAGAAUAAAGUGGCCUCAUGCCACCAUAACACUUAUUUAUGUUAGAAAUAAACAGAUAAGCAGCACAGGAGGCAAAGACUAGGCUAGAACCUUUCUUCCAGAUAUGCUUAACAGAGGAAAGUUUAUUAAAACUGUGCCCCUCACCUGGGAGAUGGAAGUGAUUGUGUUUACCCUGCCUCCUCAAUUUGCUGCCUCCUGUUUCUGCUGUAUGGGAACCCUCAGCCAAAAUUAAGCACUUUUAAUGGGGGAGACUUAAACAGUAAAAACUAAAACAAAGAACUAUUGCGGCACCUUAAAGAGCAACCAGUUUAUUGAGGUAUUUCCAUUAAAGCCACAACUUCUUUCUGUUGCUCCAGAGGGCAGGGCAACAAGAAAUGGGUGGAAAUAGCAAGGAAGCAGAUUAGAAGACACUUCGUAACAAUAAGCUAUCUAACUGGUGUGGGCUGCCUUGGGAGAUGAUUUCUUUCAAUGAAGGGGUUGGGUUUUUUGUUGCAUUUUUUUGCGAGGGUAUAUUACAAGUCAAAGCCAUAAAACUACAGAUGAAAAACAAAACGGAAUACAGAGUGAAUGCAGGAAGGAGACAAUGUUACACCAUAAACAAGCAUCCUUAGAUAAGGUGGAGCUGACAAAGUAGUAAUUAUAAUUGUUAUUCUUUGUAAAAUAUUUUGGUGGAGGUUUUUCAACAGAGGCAGAAUCUGUCAAGGUUGCAGCAGUUCAUUAGUUGGGAACCUGUGGAUAUUGCCAGGCUACAAAUCACCCCAGACCACUGGCCAUGCUGCGAGAAGCAAAGUUACAGGGAACAAGGCAGAGGGCCUUCUCGGUAGUGGCACCCACCCUGUGGAAUGC
This is a messenger RNA of Podarcis muralis (Common wall lizard), 9376 nucleotides long. RefSeq names its product ADP-ribosylhydrolase like 1 (gene ADPRHL1). The record is from RefSeq and is a predicted model, not a curated record. Gene Ontology annotation, molecular function: magnesium ion binding; ADP-ribosylarginine-[protein] hydrolase activity. Gene Ontology annotation, biological process: protein de-ADP-ribosylation. Lineage: Eukaryota; Metazoa; Chordata; Lepidosauria; Squamata; Lacertidae.